CAACAACGACGCACCUGCUGUCCUGCCGUCUUAUUCAAAGACAUCUCCCAAAGCUCAAACACCUUCUUGCUCACAUGUUGGUCCAUCACAAAUUUAGCCCUACAGGAUUGCAGAAGACGAAAUCUCAACAACCAAGGAUCUAGAUCCAAAAUCUAGAUACCUCUUCUCGUCAAUCCACAACAUCCAGCAUAUCCGAGCUGGAUAGGACUACAUACACCCCCCCACCAUGACAUCAGCUCCCCCACCGGGUAGAGCCGGUUCGCCAACAGGAAGUUUCUACGCUAUGAGCGACGACGAGGAGGGAGAGUAUGAUACUAUCACACACACCGAGACUGGUAAAGGGGUAAAACUGUUGUUUUCUAAGAGCAAAGUUUAUGUUCAUCCUACCCCGUCAUCCAAGGAUAAUAUCCCCGGCUACAUCGCCUUAUUACAGCAAAAAGGACCCCAUGGCGAGCGACCGACAUCUUCUUCCUCCGCCGCUUCCAACUCCCCGGCAUCAGCAGACCUUUUACUUGCUUGGUUACCGGAGUCAUCUCUUGGCGAUGCCGCCAGCAUAUAUGUGAAAGUAGACCUGACUGAUGCCGACUCCCCGCCGAGGCAAAGCUAUCUCGUACCACCACCUCCAACCGUAACCACCCACAAAGGAUCAAUCGGAUACUACGCCUUCGCCAUACCUGUUAGUGCCAUAUACUCUCUGCUGGUGCGCCCACCGAGCUUGGGGUGGUGGUUCGGGUCCUUGGUAAUCAACACCAGGGCCGGGGAUAGCUUUCCGGCCUUAUUCUUCCACGACAGCGAGUGUCAGUCGACCAUACUCCAGAAGAAGAAGCGAGCUAGGGAGAGCUUUGAUCCUUUUGGCGAGAAUGGUCAGAUGUUCUGGGGAGGCGAUGAGGUCCUCCGUUGGUUAAAACGUUAUGUCCGGAUCGAAAGGAGCGGAGCUGAGCCGAAUAUCUACCUAGUAGAGCCGACCAAAGAAGAUAGCGAGGCUUUCGGCGGUAAGUUAACAUCUAGUACGCCUUCGCAGAUCGGUAGACAUGACAGUUCUCAUGGAAUUUCCUCGCGUAAUCGCGCUGGACCUUCACGGGCGGGCCCUAAUGACCAAAAUGAUGCGGGCAUGGACCCCGUCAUGAAAUUCGUGAAGGAGACUGGGUGGAACCUCCUAGAGAGGUUCAGCAAAGUGACAACCUUUACGCGCAGAACCGCCCAGGAAAUAAUCGAUAACCCAAAGUUACCACCCCAAGUGAGAAGACUGAUGAGGAACCCUGAGGUUCAAACGUUGCAAGAUGAGUUUGAUAGCGCACGGAUAUACCUAGCCCGGUGGGCCAUGGGAAUAGCUGAACAGAGCGAAAGGGAUAGAAGGCAGAGGAUAUGGACCGCUCGCGACGUAUUGGAGUUAGAAGACACUGACGUUGGUGAAUUUGAGUUACUUGAAACAAGCACCUUAUCAUUGGAAGAGCGGAGGAAACCCGUGACCCUGAAAGAGUGGAAUACUUUCUUUGAUCCUCGAACUGGGCGCCUUGCAGUUACCAUUGAUGAGGUUAAGGAGCGAGUUUUCCAUGGCGGUCUCGAUCCGGAGGACGGAGUUCGCAAAGAGGCCUGGCUAUUUCUUCUUGGCGUGUACGAUUGGUAUAGCACAAGCGAGGAACGUAAAGCAGCAAUGGCCUCUCUCAGGGACGAAUACGUCAAGCUCAAGGCCGCCUGGUGGGAAAGGUUGGUAGAUCUGGGCGGCGAAGGAGAGGAUGGUGAAUGGUGGCGAGAGCAGAGAAACAGAAUCGAAAAGGACGUACAUAGGACUGACCGCACGGUCCCGAUAUUUGCUGGGGAAGAUCUUCCUCAUCCAGACCCGGACUCCCCGUUUGCUGAAGCUGGCACCAAUGUUCAUAUGGAGCAGAUGAAAGAUAUGCUGCUCACCUACAACGAAUAUAAUAAGGAUCUUGGUUACGUCCAGGGGAUGUCUGACCUACUUGCUCCGAUAUAUGCCGUUAUGCAGGAUGAUGCCAUCGCCUUCUGGGGAUUUCAGCACUUCAUGGACCGAAUGGAGCGGAAUUUCUUACGAGACCAGUCUGGUAUGAGAAGCCAGCUUCUCACGUUGGACCAACUGGUACAGUUCAUGGAUCCAAAGCUAUAUACUCAUCUCGAGUCGGCAGACAGCACCAACUUUUUCUUCUUCUUCCGCAUGCUAUUAGUCUGGUACAAACGUGAGUUCAAGUGGAUGGACGUCUUGCACCUAUGGGAAGUACUAUGGACGGACUACUUGAGCAGUAGCUUUCAUUUAUUCGUGGCUCUCGCUAUCCUAGAGAAGCACCGGGAUGUAAUAAUGAUUCAUCUCAAACAUUUCGAUGAAAUACUCAAAUAUGUCAACGAACUGUCAAAUACGAUUGACCUAGAGUCUACGUUGAUCCGUGCAGAGCAGUUAUUCCGCCGCUUCCAGCGGUUGGUUGAAGCUAUAGAUAAGAAGCAAAAUUUCCCAACGCCAAGGACCCGGCAGGAUUCGCCAUCGAAUUCUGCAUCUCCCUCAUCCCAGCAGCCUAAGAGCAAUAACGGAAAGAGCACGGAGGCCCAGCCUCAAAAGAUGAUUACCCCUGAGCUGCGCAAGCUGCUCAGUAGGAAGAUAGAAGUACUUCCGCGCAAGGCUGUGCAAAAGAAGGACGAUAAAACAACUGCCGAUAGUACUUAGGAGGUACUCUAGUAGGUCGUUGCUAUGAAUUGGCUUUAAGUUCAAGCUUUUGAUGCUUGGUGUACUUGUAUUUCAAGGGAAUGCGGAAUAUGGACUGGGAUGCAUAAUGAGGCGGAUUAUGCUCAAAUUUCGAAGGCUCUGGCGUUGGGGUUUAUAUUGUAUUGAUGAAAAGAGCAAUCAAUACCAAAGUCGUUUCAUUAUCCCUUGACCAGAUACUAAUAAGAGCAAGUCUAUUCACUGGUUGGGGU
Daldinia caldariorum is the source of this 2922-nucleotide messenger RNA. Its product is annotated as RabGAP/TBC. The record is from RefSeq and is a predicted model, not a curated record. The transcript is spliced from 3 exons. The coding region runs from base 227 to 2674 and encodes 815 amino acids. Gene Ontology annotation, biological process: activation of GTPase activity. Lineage: Eukaryota; Fungi; Ascomycota; Sordariomycetes; Xylariales; Hypoxylaceae. Gene Ontology annotation, molecular function: GTPase activator activity.